Nycticebus coucang (slow loris) is the source of this 6148-nucleotide messenger RNA. It is a transcript of the gene NLGN2, whose product is annotated as neuroligin 2. Gene Ontology annotation, biological process: presynaptic membrane assembly; postsynaptic membrane assembly; modulation of chemical synaptic transmission. The record is from RefSeq and is a predicted model, not a curated record. The coding region runs from base 1624 to 4131 and encodes 835 amino acids. Lineage: Eukaryota; Metazoa; Chordata; Mammalia; Primates; Lorisidae. Gene Ontology annotation, molecular function: signaling receptor activity; neurexin family protein binding. Gene Ontology annotation, cellular component: synapse; cell surface; postsynaptic specialization membrane. The transcript has 8 exons.
CCGUUUUCAUUUCAGCGUUCAGGUCUCCACCCGCGUACUGGCGUCUUUGUAAAACCGCUACGGAGUGGUGAAGACAUCUGGCGGGCGGAGAAACCAGAACCAAUUAGAAGCAAAGGAGCGAAGGAGUAGGGGGCGGGUUUGAAGGCGGGACUAGAGGAUUUGCGUCACGGAUUGGCCCACUUUCCAAGUUGAUCGCCCCUUCGAACCCUCCCCCUCAUCUCCGGCCAAUUUCCAGAGAUCGUGGUCCCCACACCAAGUUCCGCCUCUUUACCCCACAAGCUCCUCCCGUUCUGUUUCAAACCAGACCUACACCCCCAAAGAGGAGGCCCCCUUUGGAUACCCAAGCCCCACCCACCUACAUCAAACCCCGCCCACUAGAAGAUGGUUCCUCCUCCAUGCCAAAAGGUUCCUCCUUCUCUGUAUAAUGCCCCACCCCUUAUCGUUCGACCCUUACCCCCUCAAAUCACUUGAGCCCCGAGGUCGAGAGAUGGAGGUGGAUAUCUACACCCUGCCCUGGCCUGCUAUGUCCUUCGGUCCAUCUGUCCACUCCCACCCUCUUCCAAUGUCUUCAAUUCCCCCACACUCUGGAGGGCGGGCGGGCAGGCGGGUGCGAGCGGGGGGUGUGCGCCGCUCUCUCGACAGGGGGCGGGGGAGGCGGCCGCGCGGUGACGCGCGGGGCUGCUGCGGCUGCUCCGCCGGCGGAUCAUCACUCUCGGGCUGGGAUGGACGCGGGGCGGGCGGGCCCUGGCGCGCGGAGCCAGGAGUCCGGGCCUCCCGGCUUCUGAGCAUCCCUCGAAGCCUACCCAACCCCCGCCUUCCCUCCUAAGAACCGCACCGACCCCAGCCCCGGGGCUCUGGACACGGCUCCCGCCCUUCUCAGAGUCCCCGGACCUCCCCCUCCCUCCCGCCCUCGGGAUCGACUAGAUUCCCUCCCCCUCCCCGAGGAAUCCGGCUGGAUCCCUGCCCCUGCACCGCGGAUCCUGCGCUCCCGGGCCCCUGGGGAUUGCCGUGGACUCCUUCUCCAGCACCUGAUCCUUUAGGAUCCUCCGCCUGGACCGCCCCUGGUCCCUCGAAACCAGCCCACAGAGCCAGUGGAUCCCCAAUCCAGUCCUGUCUUGUUGCACCCUCUUUGCUCUACUAUCCCCACUGCGGGGUUCCCUGUUCUCGGGCUCACCCAACCCCAUUCCCUAGCUCUCCUUCUCCCAGGGAUCGACUGGAUCCCGGCCCCGCCCCCCCGGGGCUGGGGCGAUCCCCCUCCCCCGCCGGGUGAGGCGCUGCGGGCCGGGGCUGGGCCUGUGGGGCCGCGGGGGCUCAAAGGCCACCGCCCCCCUCCCGAAGGCUGUCCGCCCCCUCCUCGGAGCCCUGGAUGGAGGCACCACGGCCCCAGGGCUGAGCCAGGUCGGGCCUGCCUUCACCUGCUCCCACCUCUUUCCCCUUCCCCACCCCUUGCCACCUCCAUGGAGAGGAACAGACCCUUUCUCUGUCCAGUCUAACCUAGGACCCUCCCCACCCCCCUCCUCCCCUCCUCCCUCCUGGGGCGAGGGGGGCCUCCCCCCCUCUCCCCCCCUUCUCUCUCUCUCCGAGGGGGGGGUCCCGGGGAGGGAGGGGGGGUCCCCGAUCAGCAUGUGGCUCCUGGCGCUGUGUCUGGUGGGGCUGGCGGGGGCUCAACGGGGGGGAGGGGGUCCAGGCGGCGGCGCCCCGGGCAGCCCUGGCCUGGGCCUCAGCAGCCUCGGGGAGGAGCGCUUCCCAGUGGUGAACACGGCCUACGGGCGAGUGCGCGGUGUGCGGCGCGAGCUCAACAACGAGAUCCUGGGCCCGGUUGUGCAGUUCUUGGGCGUGCCCUACGCCACGCCGCCCCUGGGCGCCCGCCGCUUCCAGCCGCCUGAGGCACCAGCCUCUUGGCCCGGCGUGCGCAACGCCACCACCCUGCCGCCCGCCUGCCCGCAGAACCUGCACGGGGCGCUGCCCGCCAUCAUGCUGCCUGUGUGGUUCACCGACAACUUGGAGGCGGCCGCCACCUAUGUGCAGAACCAGAGCGAGGACUGCCUGUACCUCAAUCUCUACGUGCCCACCGAGGACGGUCCGCUCACAAAAAAACGUGACGAGGCGACGCUCAAUCCGCCAGACACAGAUAUCCGUGACUCUGGGAAGAAGCCUGUGAUGUUGUUUCUACACGGCGGCUCCUACAUGGAGGGCACCGGGAACAUGUUUGAUGGUUCAGUCCUGGCCGCUUAUGGCAACGUCAUCGUAGCUACACUCAACUACCGUCUUGGGGUGCUUGGUUUUCUCAGCACCGGAGACCAGGCUGCAAAAGGCAACUAUGGGCUCCUAGACCAGAUUCAGGCCCUGCGCUGGCUCAGUGAAAACAUUGCCCACUUUGGGGGUGACCCUGAGCGCAUCACCAUAUUUGGGUCUGGGGCAGGAGCCUCCUGUGUCAACCUUCUGAUCCUUUCUCACCAUUCAGAAGGGCUGUUCCAGAAGGCCAUUGCCCAGAGUGGCACAGCAAUUUCUAGCUGGUCUGUCAACUACCAGCCGCUCAAGUACAUGCGGCUGCUGGCAGCCAAGGUAGGCUGUGACCGGGAGGACAGUGCUGAAGCUGUGGAGUGUCUGCGCCGGAAGCCUUCCCGGGAGCUGGUGGACCAAGAUGUGCAGCCCGCCCGCUACCAUAUCGCCUUUGGACCUGUGGUGGACGGUGAUGUAGUCCCUGAUGACCCUGAGAUCCUCAUGCAGCAAGGAGAAUUCCUCAACUACGACAUGCUCAUUGGGGUCAACCAGGGAGAGGGCCUCAAGUUUGUGGAGGACUCUGCAGAGAGUGAGGACGGCGUGUCUGCCAGUGCCUUUGACUUCACUGUCUCCAACUUUGUGGACAACCUAUAUGGCUACCCUGAAGGCAAGGAUGUGCUGCGGGAGACCAUCAAGUUUAUGUACACGGACUGGGCUGACCGGGACAAUGGCGAGAUGCGGCGUAAAACCCUACUGGCUCUCUUUACUGACCACCAGUGGGUGGCCCCAGCUGUGGCCACUGCCAAGCUGCAUGCUGACUACCAAUCCCCUGUCUACUUUUACACCUUCUACCACCACUGCCAGGCUGAGGGCCGGCCGGAGUGGGCGGAUGCGGCACAUGGGGAUGAGCUUCCCUAUGUUUUUGGGGUGCCCAUGGUGGGUGCCACUGACCUCUUUCCCUGCAACUUCUCCAAGAAUGAUGUCAUGCUCAGCGCCGUAGUCAUGACCUACUGGACCAACUUUGCCAAGACUGGCGACCCUAACCAGCCGGUGCCACAGGAUACCAAGUUCAUCCACACUAAGCCCAACCGCUUUGAGGAGGUGGUGUGGAGCAAGUUCAACAGCAAGGAGAAGCAGUACCUACACAUCGGCUUGAAGCCACGCGUGCGUGACAACUACCGCGCCAACAAGGUGGCCUUCUGGCUGGAGCUCGUGCCCCACCUGCACAACCUGCACACAGAGCUCUUCACCACUACCACGCGCCUGCCACCUUAUGCCACUCGCUGGCCACCUCGCCCACCCCCUGGUGCCCCAGGCACGCGCCGGCCCCCACCGCCUGCCACCCUGCCACCUGAGCCCGAGCUUGAGCCAGGCCCAAGGGCCUAUGACCGUUUUCCUGGGGACUCACGGGACUACUCCACGGAGCUUAGCGUCACUGUGGCCGUGGGGGCCUCCCUCCUCUUCCUCAACAUCCUGGCCUUUGCUGCCCUUUACUACAAGCGGGACCGGCGGCAGGAGCUGCGAUGCAGGCGACUUAGCCCACCUGGUGGCUCAGGCUCUGGUGUGCCUGGUGGGGGCCCCCUGCUCCCUGCCACUGGCCGAGAGCUGCCACCAGAGGAGGAGCUGGUGUCAUUGCAGCUGAAGCGGGGUGGUGGUGUCGGGGCAGACCCAGCUGAAGCCCUGCGCCCUGCCUGCCCGCCCGACUAUACCCUGGCCCUGCGCCGGGCACCGGACGAUGUGCCUCUCUUGGCCCCCGGGGCCCUGACCCUGCUGCCCAGUGGCCUGGGGCCACCACCACCACCACCGCCCCCCUCUCUCCAUCCCUUUGGGCCCUUCCCCCCUCCUCCCCCAACUACUUCCAGCCACAACAACACGCUACCCCACCCCCACUCCACUACUCGGGUAUAGGGGGCAGCUUGGGGAGGUCUUCCUCCCCAGCCCUCCCUCGCCCAGCCACACUGAAGGCAGGGAGGAGGACUUGGCAACAGGCUUUUCUCCUGUGGAGUUGUCACACAUCUUCAAGCAGCAUUAAGGUGGACAUGGGAUUUCUUACUGGGAUGUAUGUUUUUCCCAUGCAGAGAGGCUCACUCAUUCUCUUCUCUGGACCUGGGCCUUUGAACAAAUGGGGGGUGUUUUUUCCCCUCCAUUGGGACACCAGUCUUCAGUGUGUGGAAAUGUGGAAGUAUUUUCCCACGUGGAGGUGUGCUUUCUCAUGAGGGGGUGUGUUUUCCCAUGUGCAGGGUGAGGUUUUUUUUUGCCGCCCUGGACACAUGUUGGCCCCCUCAAAGAAUUUCUGUGGGGAUUUGUACCCCAGAAUCCUGUUCCUUCAUGCCUUCUUCCUCCUCCUCCUUCCUCCCUCCCCCUGGAGACCCUGGAAGUGGUGUGUUCACAUACAGUAACCCUUGGCCACCAGUUGACACAGGGUGGUGCCUGGGAAUCAUCGAGGAAAUCAUAGCCACCCUCGCCCCUGCCCUGCUUCCCACCCUAGCAAGCAUGUCUUUCCCCAUGGCACAAGUCAGAUGAAGCACCUUCUCCCAGGAAGGACCUCAUAGGGAUAGACACAGAUUUCCUGCUGAGGUGGAAGAAGGAGAUCUGUGCAUCCCAGUGCUGCCUGGAAACUUAUUUUCCCACAGUCCAGGACACAUUUCUCCAAGUAGAAACAUGUUCUUGCAUGUGGAUAUGUGUUUUCCCAGGCAGAGGGUCCCUCUCUCCCCAGGACUCCCUGCAUCUCCCAGGGCUCAGGCCUCACUCAAUUCCUCCCUACACAGCAGGUGGGAACAGCCUUGGAUUGACAGGAUAUUGACAGCUAUGGGUACAAACCCUGAGGAAGGGCUCAGUCCUCUCUGCCCCAGAGAUGCUGAGUUGGAGAAGGGGGAGUGUGGCACAUGCCACCCACAGAGGCCAUGCAUGUUUGACCAAAGCCCUCAUCAGGAUCUGAGGACAGCCCUUCCCUAAGUCCUGAGAUCAUUGUUCAUCCGUGCCAAACUGGGUAGGUGGGUUUGAGGGGGAAAGACCCCCCCCAAAUGUGCCAAGGAUUCCCCAGUCCUAAACUGGGAAAUGGGGAGGGAGUAUGGCAACGAGGGGGUUCCCACCUGUGUCUCUUCUCUCCUAACUGGGUCAUGCCCCCUCUCUGCCUCAGUUCCCCAUUCCCCUCCAUCUCUGUCCCUCUUUGAAGCUGUCUCCAUCUCAGUGUCGGACCAGCCUUCUCCCCUCAGCUGCCUGCCCCCCCAGUUUUGACCUGUCUCCCUUGGCUGAAGGGAAGAGAAGGAGCAGUGGAGGGACGGCAGCAGGAGAAAAGUCUCACCAGACAGGCUGGAGAAAAUGAAGUCAACUGUGCCAAGGAACAGAUGGCGGGGGAGACAGGAAUUUUGAAAGGAAAUGUGUGAGGUGACUGCCCAGAGGUCCCUGGGUGCAAGCCUCUGGGGAAAAGAGUGAUGUCAGAAAGGGUUUUAAGGGACACCAGUAGAGGCAGGGAGGAUUCUCUGUUGGCAUGUUGUGGGAUGUUAGUGCCAAACUUAAAUAGGAGGUGGGCUGCUAUCUUCCACUGGCACCCAAAUCCAAUAUCCCUGGUCUUGAGUCCCCAGAACAUUGCCUCCUGAUUGUCCCUUCUCCUCCUACCUCCAUCCAUGGAAACUUAGUUCUUUUCUGAACCUUUCCCCUGCCUGGUCUAGCUCCUCUCCAGCCAUGACCUCCAAAUGCUAGAGACCUGGGUCCUGAACCCUGUAGAGAGAUGCCCCCAGAAUAGGGGCAUGGGAGGGGGUCUGGGGGACCCCAUGAUUCAGCCACGGACUCCAAUGCCCAGCCCCUCUCCCCUAAACAAUCCUGACAGUCCAUGUCUUUACCCCCAACCCUUUGCGGCUCUGUACACAUUUUUAAACCUGGCAAAAGAUGAAGAGAAUAUUGUAAAUAUAAAAGUUUAACUGUU